AUGCAGCAGUUACUGCGUCGUGUGCAGACGUUACGCUCAGAUGUGCAUUGCGUCAGCCACCGUUGCGUGCACGCACGACGACCGCCGAGCUCCCGUCUGUGGCUUUGCGCCGGUAACCGCAGAGGCGCUUGCAAGGCUGAGACUCACACCCACCUGCCAUCAGGGCUGAACGGUGUAAGAGGCCGAACUGACGGAGGGGAAGUGGCUCCUCCACAAGCAUGCGAAGCAGUAGGCGUCAGGUCAUCCUCAUCUUUAGCUGCGCCACCACUGUGGUUGGACCCGCCAUUUACACCCGUGCCCGGUGAGUGUGCUGCGGCACAGACAGGGAGCGACGUCGAUGCCCCAAUGCUGCUCUACGUGUGUGGCGCGUGUGCG
Messenger RNA from Trypanosoma grayi, 375 nucleotides. RefSeq lists its product as hypothetical. NCBI's taxonomy places the organism in Eukaryota, Euglenozoa, Kinetoplastea, Trypanosomatida, Trypanosomatidae. The annotation marks the transcript as partial. The transcript has a single exon. The record is from RefSeq and is a predicted model, not a curated record.